Physella acuta is the source of this 6487-nucleotide messenger RNA. RefSeq lists its product as uncharacterized. NCBI's taxonomy places the organism in Eukaryota, Metazoa, Mollusca, Gastropoda, Physidae. The record is from RefSeq and is a predicted model, not a curated record.
UAGUGUUGGAGACAUUAACUUGUGAUUGUGGCUUCUUAAAAUGUGUUCUUAGUGGAAUUAUCUUUUGUUACGUUAGGCAAAACUAGAUUUAAAAGUUUCAGCGCCAUCUGGCGGGCGCAGAAACGAACGUAAAAUGUUGUCAGCAUUAAGCCAGAUUUUUCUGCUUCUGUGGAAAAAUAUACUCCUGCGGUAUCGCCAUCCGAGUAUUUUACUACUUGAACUGGUAUGGCCGGUCGCGCUUGUGGGGUUGUUGUCGCUGAUGAGGGAGGGGAUACCACCAAUCAAGUACAAGGAUUGUCAGUAUCCAGCCCGGGCCAUGCCGAGUGUGGGAGUCACCUCGUUUCUUCAAGGGUUCAUCUGUAAUCUGGACAACCACUGUUUCACCUCACAAACCACGCUUUCGUUAACAGAACAAACAACGAAAAAUUUUGAAGCAUUAACAAGAGACGUUGCGCCUUACUUUGGAUCAAAUGAAACAAUAGAGAUAUUGUCCUUCUCUGAUAAAAGUGCAGGCCUAUUCACCCCAUUAAAGAAGGUAGUCCAAGAUGAUGAGCUUAUGACAGGAUUAGCUAAUUUGACACUUGUGAGCAAUUACUUUCGUGACCCGUCCGUAAUUGUAAACAUUCUUGCAAACGAAUUCAAAAUACUGACGCGAGCACAAGCAACAGCUCUUAUGAAUUCGAAGAUUAAAAUAGGGAUGCUUCUGAAUUUGACGGGCGCACCAGAUCUGAAAGGGAUCGUCUGCGACCCCAAACUACUCGGCAGUUACCUCCUGUUCCCUGUUGGGACAGACGUGAGCAGGAUUUCAGCCGCCCUGUGUGCCGUGGGUGACACCAAAGUCUCAAACCUGACCAACGCCAUCCUCCAGAAUAUGAACGUUACCAGCUUCAUCUAUGCUGUACAACUGUUGGAGGACAUCAAAGAGAAGUUUGGAGAUAACAACGCCAUGAACCUGGUAUUCGGUGAUGUCGCUCAGAUGUUUGAAACCAUCAUGGCCUCCAAAACUGUCGUCGGUCUCAUUGGGAGCAUUGCAUCAAUCGACAAUGUGUCUGAAAUCAUUAGAAGCAUUCCAUCUUGGAUCGUGGGCUUGAACGACUUCAACAGUGCUAUUUCAUUAAUAAAAAAUAUUGUUGGAAGCUUAGACCCCGUGAUGGCAAGUCUACAUCUACAAAAUACAUCUGCCUGGAUGGCUAUCAAAAACAUUGCUCAACUAGGGAUUAACUUUAUUGAGCUCGGGGAAGGAAAAUGGAAUGGGACAACAAAGGAGUUUAUGGCACCAAUAACUGAGCUGAUGUCUGAUUUAAAAGACUUGGCAGGUGAAGAAAGUGGGAAAAUUCUGUUUGGAACCAUGGACUUAUUGUCAAAAAUUGAUUUGAUUGGUAUCUAUGAUCAGCUGUACAAAACAGGAACUCUCACCGAAAGUACAACGAUAAAUAUGCUGAGCAACUUCCAAGAGUUAAUGGAGAAUUUAUCCUGCUGGCCCACUGUACAGAAAAUGGUUAUACUUAUACAGCAUACUGCAGAUAUCAUGUCUGUAUUCACAGAAAAAUCACUAGAACUAAAACAGGCACUGAAACUACUUCUUGACUCCAAUCAAGUUCUAGUGCAGCAGUUGAACAGAAUUUUUACCUAUGGACCUGUGGUCACUAGAGCAGUGUUUCAAGAAAUGAUGGACAAAACUCUUUUAACAGAUGUGAUAAAAACUGGAAAUACAUACAGUACUGUGUGUGAGAGAAUAGUGGGUAAAAUCCAAAUGAACCCAGAUAUUCCUGCUAAUAUUUAUCAGGACUUACAUGACAUUCUGUGUUCAGGGGAGGUAAUGGAUGCAUUCACAACAUUGAUGGAGAGGAUACAUCUAGCAGAUAUAGCCCUAAUUAUCAAUUCAACAGUUAAAGACAUAGAAGUGCUCUACAAUGGUCAGUUGUUUAACAAAUCAGUGACCUUUACUGCUGCCUACGUUCAUGUCAAGCAGUUUGUGGAUAGCGUCAACAGCUACAGAAGUGUUGGCUAUUUGUGGGCUGACCUGUUCAAAGACGUCAGCUCACAGUCCAUUGAUGUCAAUCAGGCUGGAUGGGAAAUGGUUAGGGAUAUGCUGAAUACAGAUUUCCUGACAACAGGGUUACUAAGUGUAACAAAAGCAUUAGGACAAGUACUAGCUGAUUCUUCAGCAUCUAACUUCAUGUCAACAUAUAUACAUAUACUGAGUCAUGCUGUUCAGCUGUUUGAUAACACAGUAAACAGCCUUACAACAGCCUACCAGAGUGGCUCCCCUUUCCCGUCUGCCAUUAGCCUGCUGACAUCCUAUAUGCCUGACAUUGUUAGAGGAAUAAAAUACUUGUGGGAUAACAAGAUGCAAUCUAUCUACACACUUGUGACGUCUGCUGAUCCUCUGGUGACUUUCUGCACUGGCAACUAUUUUGGCCAGAUGGACUUUGCCCCCUAUGUACCUGUGAUGGAGAUGACCAGUCUGGUCUGUAAUACUAGCUGGCCUAUGGCUGCGAAUGACUUCAUUCAGCCAGUGACCAAUAUCAUCAAAAGUAUGACACAGAUUGUAGAGGCAUUUAAUUCAAGCGCAACAGCAAGUUAUGAUUUUGUAUCUGACUGGGGAGAUUUGAUAGACCAUGCACAAAAGAUACUAGGAGUGUUUAACUCAGGACAGCUCCAAACUAUGGAUUUUACCAUGGGCUACAAAACGUUUGUGGAAAAUUUGGACUUGAUGAAGUUUGCUGAAGGUUUCCAAGUCCUGUUUCAGACUUUACAAGGGAUGACAGUUGCAGACAUUGACAAGUUGACAAACCUGACAGCCAAAGUAAUGGAGAGACUGGACUCAGCUUUAAGCAGAUACAGUACCUGGGACGAUGCCAAACUGUACAUAGCCAUCUUUGAAGCUUUUGUUGAUGGAGAGAUAAACAUGACCAAAGAAUACACAACUGGAUAUAGCAGCCUGCGUGAAAUACUGGACAAGUAUCCCCCAGAGCUUAGGACUUUUACUGUACUGUUAUCCGAUGCCUAUCCAGAGCUUAUUUCAGCUCUUAAAAUGAUGAUCCUGGAUCCAUCUAAGCUGAUAGGGAAGUUCUUGACUGGUGGAUUUUCUGCCCCUGAUUGCAAGUCAAGUUUUGUGACUGACUACCUCAGUGCACCAGCAAACAGUUCCCUUCAUGCCCUGGAGGAUUUUCUGUGUCACCUUGACCUUGUGGCCCUGGCUGAGAAGGUGGCCAAUAGCCAGCCUAGCAUGCAGGGCUACUCACAGAAGUUAACGGCAUUGAUAAAUGGCCCUGUCACUCGUGAACAGAUUAACUGGCAAAUCCUGGCUGAGAAAAUAAAAACUUUAAUCCUACAGCUGAGCUCAAUGCACUCAUUAAAAGAUUCUAAUUACCUGGGAUUUGAUUUCUCACCUUUCAAUUUUACAACCAUUGGCUUAAGUUGGAAGGAGUUUUAUACUGCAGCAAACACAUUGAAGAAUUUUGACAUUAACAAGUUCAUUCCUUUGAUCUACCAAAUUCAAGAAUUUGCCCUAGGUCUGUCAAAAAGUACUAGCACUGAUAUCAGCCUUGACCUUCAAACCUACGCCUAUGUUAGUCAUCACUUCCUCAAAAUGGUGAAUGCAGAGCUGGCAUUUUUUAAUGCCUCAUCAGAAGUCAUAGUGUCAGAAUACUUGUGGUCACCUGAGCUACACAAACUGUUUGAUGCACUAAACAAAAGCCCAGAUCUCACUGCAGUUUUCCUGGCCACUCUUCAACGCCUGCUUGUUUCCCCUUCGCAAGUUUUCUGGCCAUCUAAUAUUGAGAGUGUGUGCUCAGAUCUGCAAUUAUUUUCUCAAACAUUUGUCGUGGGUGUAUCUAUGGCAUCACCUGCAGCACUGCAGAGUACAGUCUGUGGCCUCAACAUUGAUGUCAUGCUGGUGGUAGAACAGGUUCAGAAUAACAGGCCAAGUGUCAAGGAAUUCAUUGAUGCUAUGAAACUUUUGUCCACAAGCUAUACGGCAGAUGAGGUGUCUGUAGAUUUUAAGACCCUGAUGUCGGAGUACGAGAUGAUGAACUCUUUAAUCAGAGACCUGACUAGCCACCCACCUGUAGUGAAGCUGACACCAGACCAGCAAUGGAUGGAUGUAAAUGUGUAUCUCUCACUGUGGGGAGAUUUUAGUCAACAACUUUUAACUCUCGGAGCUGAAUUGCAGAUUGAAAGCAAACUGCUAAGCUGGCAAUCUGAACUGUCCCAGCUGUUGUUGAGUACAGUGGAGAAAAUGUCAGGCACUGGCCCAGCACUUGGUUACAUCAAUGGAAUUUUAGAAAUUUUACAGAAACACAUCAGCAUUCUAAAAGAUGGAUAUGACAGUUUUAAAAGUUACCCAAAUGUAAAUCAGAUGCUAAAAAUAGUCCAGUCUGCUCCACAAGCCGUGGAAACAGUUUUGUAUACAGUUCUAACUGAGCCAGUCAAGACCAAAACAUGGAGCAGCAUAUUUCAGUCGUGGGAUCUGUUCUGCCAGACACCAGCAGGUGACUUCAUGACUGUACCUGAAGGGUUGAACUUUGACAUUACAGAUUUUUUUGGCAGAAUCUGUCAGGUUGAUUUUGUUGAGAUGGGUCAUGAACUGGCUCAGUUCGAGGCUGUGAAUGAACUGAAUGCAUUGUUUACAACUCCCUCAGAAGAAAAUGUAAAUGUUAGCAGUCUGUACAAUAAAUUGGGCCUGAUUAUACAAAGUUUACAAGCUUAUACAACAGAGCCUAACAGUGCUAAAGAGAUAGCUUUUGCUCAGCUCUUCAAUGCUACCCUGUGGGAACAGAUUGGUAACCACAUUACCAUAUGGUCUAGCACUUCAGUGAAAAUCUUUAGUGACCCUGAGAAAAUCACAGGACUAGCAUUAGAAAUUCUGAAGAUAGUUCUAGGAAGUUUGCCUCAAGGUUACCAAAGUGUCUACAACCAGAUGGUUGGAAUAACAGACAUCAUACUUGGAAAAGUUAUCAACAUCUUUAACUCCACUAAACUGUCAGAGGUUUUCAGUGAGCAGCCAGACUUGAAACUACUUGCUGGGCUGUUGGAGGAUCUACCACAGCUUUAUGAAGUUGCUGUGUACACAAACUUGUAUUACCCAGAAAAGAUUACUGCCAAAACUCCUUACUUUUCUUCAAUGGAAGCCUUUUGUGCUAACACCCCUCAAGAGAUGUUCAUGGUACCACCCUCCUCGACCUUUGACCUAAGAGCUUGGUUCAACAGACUGUGCAGUGUUAAUGUAACCAGCUUGAUAGAGGAACUUGGUGACUAUUCAAUGUCUAAAGAGAUUGAGAAAGUGUUAAAUAAUCCAUUAUCAGAGCCUGUGGAUAUUUCAUCAAUAAUUUCAAAUUUUCAAAAACUGAUGGAGAAACUCAACUCCGGAUUUUCUAUAAAUGAUCCCCUUUUUAGUACCGACAUUUGGGAGAAUGCCAUGAAAAAUGUGGAAAAAUGGAUUUUGCCAUACAGUGCUUUAUCAGAUUUUCUGAAAGACACACCUCUGCGUGUUCUAAAAGUUGUUACAUCUCUGCUGGAAAAGAUGCCAACUUCAAAUAGUGCACUGAACUAUAUUGACGCCAUUUUUAGCCUCAUUGGCAACAGAGUUGAGGAAGCUCAAGCCAAUGGUUUGCCUGCAGCCUUUACUGAUCUCCCAAGCCUGAAGACCAUACUAAAACUAGCUGAGGGAAUGCCAGAUUUGGUUGAAACCUUGAUUUACACCACUUUAACACAGCCUGUCAAAACUGCCAACUGGGUGGCUGCUUUCCAAUCCUUCUCCACAUUUUGUGGCACAAGUGUCCAGGAUAUUUUAGUUCUACCCCCAGGGAGCAGCUUUGAUUUAGAAGGUUACAUUCAGCAGAUCUGCAGCAUUGAUAUAGGUCAGGUGGCCACUGAAAUCACAACAUUUGAAGGGUUCAGAAGAAUAGAAGCAAUUGUCACAGGUAAUGACUACAAUGUUGUCAACACCAGUUCAAUCCUAGAACAAGCCAACCGUAUCAUCCAAAGUCUGGGCUACAUCUAUGAUAACCCUUCUAGUUUUGCUGGCUUAGAUUUGAGAAUAUUCAGUGAAACAGCAUGGAAGACAAUGUGGCAGAGGGUGGAGAAAUGGUCCCCAACUGCAGUUGCGAAAUAUCAAGACACCAACACCCUAGUGGACAUAUUUGAGCUGGUGUUUGGACCUCUGGCUGAGAUGAGUCCAGAACUCAAAUCAGCCUACAACAAAGCUAUGGCAAUCACUGAUGUUGUGGUGGAUGAGGUUUUCAUGGUUCUCAAUUCAUCUUCUAUCAGUGAAGCCUACAACAGCAUCCCAGUUCUGAAGCAGCUAUUCAAGAUGGCCAACCAGGCCCCAGAACUGCUUGAAACUCUACUGUAUACAUCUAUGUUCCACCCUGACAAGUUAGGGGUGGACUGGCCUGCCGGUCUACCAGAAAAAAAACCCGGUAGGCCCCCUGGAAAAACUCCUUGUGGGCCCUCACAAAUGGAGCUGUACGAGGCCAAUUAG